UCUUCCCUCCUCCACCACUCCGACACGCGCCCUCGCCACCAUUAUCCCCGCCUAACCUCGUACGACACCCCCAGCCGCAAUGUCACGCGUUCCGUCCGGCCACGCCGGCGGCGCUCCCCUCCCAUCAAUGUACUACCAGCCAGGCAUCCACCCAGGCGCCGUACCUCCCGGUGUCCCAAUGCAAGGAGGCUACGUCGAUCCAUCCUACUCCGCAUACCGUGCUCAAGGUCUCCCAAAUGGCGCACCCAUCCACCCAUCACAAGCUUCUCCCUAUGGCCCAGCAGACGCCUACAACGCUAUGGCUGGGCCGAGCCGCGACGCGUACGGCGCCUACCGCAACGUCUCUGCUCCAGAUCCUCGAGGGGAUCCUCGCGCCGCCGCUCUCGGUUUCGGUAAACCGCCUAUAAACAUGGCUGCUCACAGCUACGAGUCCGUAAAGUCGGGCAGUGCCAGUGGCCCGGGCAACGGGGCGAGCGGGGGUGCGAAUGACACGCCGGCGGGGUCCGGUGGGGGCCAGCAACCGGGUCCGUCCGAGUUUAUCAAGAAGCUCUUCAAAAUGCUCGAGGACGAGAGCGCAACUUAUGGCAGAGGCAAGCCCGCAGGCGCUCCACGCUCCAAGGGCGAGCGAGGUAGCGUUGGCUGGGGCCGCGGCGGAACGAGCUUUGUCGUCUGGGAUAUGAACGAGUUCACCACCAAGGUCUUGCCACAGACGUUCAGGCAUUCCAACUUUUCUUCCUUCGUCCGUCAGCUCAACAAAUAUGGCUUCUCCAAGAUCAAGCAUGUCGAUGAGGAGACGGGACAGAUCAAGGAGAAUGUGUGGGAGUUCCAGCACCCCAACUUCCAGGCGGGAGGGAAGGCAGACCUGGACAGCAUCAAGCGCAAGGCGGUCGUGCCCAAAAAGGCUGCUGGUGACGACCGCAGCGACUCGCCUGCACGAGGACUGUCGACCGAGGAUGUCAACCGCAUGAUGGAGAUGGAGAGCAGAAUGAUCGCCCUCGAAGAAGCACUCUACAAGUCUCAGGAGCAGCUGCGGGAUGCUCGCAUCCGUGAGAACGGUGUUAUGACUAUCAUGCGCGAGCUCGUCGCUCACGUUGUCACCACGGACAAGGAGAAUCCUUCACCGCCAGACUCGGACGCCACCGCCCGAGUCCGCAGGAUCUACCAAGUGUGGGAACAGGUAGCUCAGGCUCACACCCUCCCAUCCCAUGCUGGAGGCGCGGCGUUUGGUUCUGGAGCGCCGAUGGCCGGCUUCCCGCCUACCGUUUAUGGAACGCCCGCGCCCAACGCCUACGGUGCUGCUUCGCUUCCUUUUCCGGGCGUAGAGGGCUCGCGCCUUCCUCUACCAGUCCAUAACCGGCGCGUGGUUCCCAACGGGCGCGGCAAUAGCGCUGGCUUGCCCCCUGUUGCGACAACGAGUCCAACGUCGAGACAGCCUGCUCAGACGAUGACCUCGACGCCCCAGCUUCCCGAUGAUUCGAAAAUGCCCCAGCAAACGCAGCUCUACAACGGCAGCCCAAUGAACGCCGCCUAUCCCACCAUGCAGGAUGGAAACACUGUCAACGGUGUACCGAUCCGUAAGCCCGGUGAAAGCACAUCGCUGAGCUUCGUUGUGGAUGGGAUGGGCGGCCAAGGGCCUCAGCUCAAUGCAACGGGCGGCUCGAUCGAGGAGCAACAACAACAACAACAACAACAGCAGCAGCAGCAACAACAACAACAACAGCAACAGCAACAGCAACAGGCCAAACAGCAGCAGCAGCAGCAGCAGCAGCAGCAGCAGCAACAACAGGCAGAACUCAAUGUAUCGGGUCCCGCGGGCAUGCCCAGCGUGGAUGCAGACGCGCCUACACGGUCAUCGACGACGUACGGCGCCAUGCCUAUGCAACAGCCACAGCCACCACAGGUACCUUCAGCGCAGAUCUCCGUGCCCGGCCAACAAGAAGCCUCUGGCGCUGCAGUGGCUCGUCGCACACCGAUGAAGCCGUCAUGGACGCAGACGCCCCGUAUUCUCGUUGUGGAGGAUGAUCUCGUCUACCGCCAGCUGUCUUCCAAAUUCCUCGAGAAGUUUGGCUGUGUCGUUGAAACAGUCGAGAAUGCCCAGCAGGGUAUCGAGAAAAUGAACAAAACCAAGUACGACCUGGUUCUGAUGGACAUCUUCUUCGGUCCAAGCAUGGAUGGUCGCAAGGCGACAUCCCUUAUUCGCCAGUUUGACUCGUACACUCCGAUUAUCUCCAUGACAUCAAACGUGCAGACGAAGGACGUCGAGUCGUACAUUCACUCGGGCAUGAACGAUGUCCUAGCCAAGCCGUUCACGAAGCAUGGCCUGUUCUGCAUCCUCGACAAACAUCUCAUUCAUCUAAAGGCGAUUCAGUUGAGCGGCGAGGUUCCACGCUUUGCCGGCGUCCCGCCGUUGUCAGACCAGGGCAUCAUGGAUGCGAUUGCGACGAGUGCCGCGCAAUGGGAGCCGAACGGCGACGAGCUUGCCAACCCACUCGCCGGCAGUGGCUGGUCUGACGACCAGUACCAGCUUGUCCUACAGGUGGGUGGUACGAGAAGGGCUUUGGCUGACUGUAGCAAUUCUUGGCGACUGGUUCAAUGGACUCGACAGGAUUGCCCACUGCCACGACAACACUCAUCAACGGCCCCGGUGGCCAGGCGUUGAUGGGAGCAACGACGAUUAUCCCAAAUGCGGGCUUUGCCAUGUCGCGCAAGCGGUCGAUCGAGAUGGUGGACGACGACUGGGACGAGCAGGCCAACAAGCGUGCCAACACUUCGUAUGUGCAGAUGGGGGCUGGC
Cutaneotrichosporon oleaginosum is the source of this 2793-nucleotide messenger RNA. RefSeq lists its product as uncharacterized. The record is from RefSeq and is a predicted model, not a curated record. Gene Ontology annotation, molecular function: sequence-specific DNA binding; DNA-binding transcription factor activity. Gene Ontology annotation, biological process: phosphorelay signal transduction system; regulation of DNA-templated transcription. Lineage: Eukaryota; Fungi; Basidiomycota; Tremellomycetes; Trichosporonales; Trichosporonaceae.